UAGAGAAUAAGCAGUUUAGUUAUGCGAAGAAUUUAUGUCUCAUCGCAUCUUUCGAAUUUCUUGCAAAACUUUCAUAUUUUCUACUAUUUCCCGCUCUGUCAAUAAAAAAUGUCUCGAUUAAAAACAAAGGGAAUAUUAUAACGUAGAUUUAACGUAAGAUAAUAAUAAUUUUGACACUUGUUUAAUCCUAAAGUAUACGAUCGAACACACUCAAUGUUUUCCGAAUAUUUAAAAGGAGGCUGGCCAUCUUUGUACCCGGAAGCGAACAUGUCACAUCCGUCUCGAUCGCGCAAUAGUCGCGAAGAGGGGGUUAACACACAAAAUACAUAGGUUUCUUGAUGGCACAUAAGAAACUGUGAGGCCCGUUAAAUUGUACAAGAAGGAGCGUUCGCGGUGAUUAUAUACAAAUCGCGAGCACACGAAACGUUAAUGGCAGAGGAACAUGUUUAUGGUUACAAUCCGACGGUCGGGGUCGAUGGCGAUUCCGGAGACGAGACAACAAGCAAGUUGAGAUUAAAAGUAAUCGCUGGGCAUCAUUUAGCUAAGAAAGACAUUUUUGGUGCGAGCGAUCCCUAUGUACGAGUUGACUUGAAUACGAUAAAUGGUGAUCAGACAGUAGAUUCUGCACUUACAAGAACUAAGAAGAAGACAUUGAAUCCUGUCUGGGAAGAAGAAUUUAUAUUUAGGGUUAAACCAGUAGAACACAAAUUGGUCUUACAAGUUUUCGAUGAGAAUAGAUUGACAAGGGAUGAUUUUCUUGGUAUGGUGGAGUUAACAUUGAUUAAUUUACCAAAGGAACAAGAAGGUCGCGCUAUUCCUGCUAGGAAUUAUGUACUUCGUCCACGUAGUAAUCAUUCCAGUCAGCGGUCACGAGUUAAGGGAACAUUGGAACUAUAUCAUGCAUACGUUUCCGACUCAUCUAGUAUUGAAAAUGAUAAUGGAGAUGUGUCUGAUUCCGGCGGAUGGGAAUUAGUACAGCCAGAAAAUAACACUCCAGUAGAACAAGCUGCAGAUAUAACAAUGGUUACUAGGUCAUUACCACAAGGAUGGGAAGAAAGGCAGGAUGCAAAUGGUCGUACAUACUAUGUUAAUCAUAUAGCGCGUUUUACACAAUGGGAACGACCAGAACCAGAUACAACAGCAACGAGUGGAGUUGUUGAACAACGUAAUUUGGAUACAGCGGCUACUGAGUUUCAACGACGAUUCCAUAUUAGCGCUGAUGACGAAGGCAGGCACAGAAAUUCGGUAGUAAAUCAGGAUGGUGAAGUUCUACGCGAGGACGAUGAAGAUUCGGAAGCAAGAGAGUGUGAGGGUGGGGAUCAUAGGGGAGGGGGUAUUGGGGAUUCUUCAGACUCUGGACGUUCUGUCGAUCAACGUGGCUACCUUAGUGAAUCUGAAGAGCAGACUGAUGAUAAUGUUGAUAGUCCAGCUAGUUCGAGGCGUUCAUCAGAACAGAGUGAAAGUCCCAAACCUAUUCUUCCUGUAUCUAAUGAUGAAGGAUUGCCACCUGGAUGGGGCAUGCAAGUUGCACCUAAUGGUAGAAUAUUUUUUAUUGAUCACAAUGAGAGAACGACAACUUGGAUUGAUCCUAGAACAGGGAGACCAAGUUCUAUACCUAAUCAUAUUGCACCAUCAACGACACCGAGAAGUGAUAUAGAUCAAUUAGGACCGCUUCCAGAAGGAUGGGAGGAAAGAGUCCAUACUGAUGGACGAAUUUUCUUCAUAGAUCAUAAUACAAGGACAACACAAUGGGAAGAUCCACGUAUGUCUAAUCCUCAAAUUGCUGGUCCAGCUGUACCAUAUUCUAGGGAUUACAAGCGUAAAUAUGAAUAUCUAAAAUCACAGUUGAGGAAGCCUAAUAAUGUUCCUAAUAAGUUUGAAAUAAAAGUUGGACGGAACAAUAUUUUGGAAGAUUCGUAUCGUAUUAUAAGUUCUGUUAAUCGAGUCGAUAUUCUAAAGACGAAACUGUGGGUAGAAUUUGAAGGUGAAAUAGGCUUAGAUUAUGGUGGCCUUGCAAGAGAAUGGUUCUUCUUAUUGUCUAAGGAAAUGUUUAAUCCAUACUAUGGACUCUUUGAAUAUUCUGCAACAGAUAAUUAUACGCUUCAAAUUAAUCCUUGUUCUGGUGUAUGCAAUGAGGAACAUUUGAAUUAUUUUAAAUUCAUUGGACGUAUAGCAGGAAUGGCUGUUUAUCACGGCAAGCUUUUGGAUGCUUUCUUUAUUCGACCAUUUUAUAAAAUGAUGUUGGGUAAACCAAUUGAUCUGAAAGAUAUGGAAAGUGUUGAUUCAGAAUAUUAUAAUUCUCUUCUAUGGAUUAAAGAGAAUGAUCCCAGUGAGUUAGAACUUACUUUCUGUCUGGAUGAAGAAAGUUUUGGCCAUACUUCUCAAAGAGAGUUAAAGCCAGAUGGUGCUAAUAUUCCUUUGACUGAUGAAAAUAAGGAUGAAUAUAUAAGUUUAGUCAUACAGUGGCGAUUUGUAUCUCGUGUACAGGAACAAAUGAAUGCCUUUUUGGAAGGUUUUAAUGCUCUUAUACCAUCAACAUUGGUGAAAAUAUUUGAUGAACAUGAACUAGAGCUGUUGAUGUGUGGUAUACAGCAUAUUGAUGUGAAAGACUGGAAACAAAAUACUUUAUAUAAAGGAGACUAUCACGCAAAUCACAUUGUUGUACAAUGGUUUUGGAGAGUUGUUUUGUCAUUUAGUAAUGAAAUGCGUUCUAGAUUAUUACAGUUUGUGACUGGCACAUCACGUGUUCCAAUGAAUGGAUUUAAAGAACUUUAUGGUAGUAAUGGACCGCAAUUAUUCACCAUUGAGAGGUGGGGUACACCAGAGAAUUAUCCAAGAGCUCAUACUUGUUUUAAUCGUAUUGACCUCCCCCCAUAUAAAAGUUAUCAACAACUCAGGGAUAAGCUAGUUAAAGCAAUUGAAGGUUCUCAAGGUUUUGCUGGAGUCGACUAGCACGAAAUACCUUUAUUCAUGAUGAUAUCUGUAAUAUAAUGUAUAUAUUACACAUAUAUCUAUAUAGAUACACAGAGAAGUAUAUCUGUCCUAACAUGAUUACCUAUUUAAAAGUUUUUGCACUUUAAGAAUUUAGUUGUCCCGUAAUUAUGAGCAACAACAUUAGAUACAUUGGAAAUAAUAUAUUACAAAAUUAAAUUGCUUAAUUUUUCUAAAUAACUUCAAUCUUUACAUAAUAACUUCAAGUUUUUCAGCAUGUUAAACUUUAAAAAGAAAAUACCGAUUUGCUUAAUCUUUGAAAUGCUAAAACUUGCAGUUGUAUAACUAAUCUACUUUUAAAGAUAUGCCAUAUUUUUACUAUUUCAAUUUUUUAGGAUUUCUUAAGAAAAGUAAUUUGGCUGCUAUAACAAUGUGAUAUUAUGAUAUUGAU
Nylanderia fulva is the source of this 3382-nucleotide messenger RNA. It is a transcript of the gene Nedd4, whose product is annotated as E3 ubiquitin-protein ligase Nedd4. The record is from RefSeq and is a predicted model, not a curated record. Gene Ontology annotation, biological process: regulation of dendrite morphogenesis; ubiquitin-dependent protein catabolic process; protein ubiquitination. NCBI's taxonomy places the organism in Eukaryota, Metazoa, Arthropoda, Insecta, Hymenoptera, Formicidae. Gene Ontology annotation, molecular function: ubiquitin protein ligase activity; sodium channel inhibitor activity; protein binding. Gene Ontology annotation, cellular component: cytoplasm.